Yamadazyma tenuis ATCC 10573 is the source of this 903-nucleotide messenger RNA. It is a transcript of the gene TIF6, whose product is annotated as translation initiation factor 6. Gene Ontology annotation, cellular component: nucleolus; cytosol; preribosome, large subunit precursor. Gene Ontology annotation, molecular function: ribosomal large subunit binding. Gene Ontology annotation, biological process: maturation of 5.8S rRNA; maturation of LSU-rRNA; cytosolic ribosome assembly. The record is from RefSeq and is a predicted model, not a curated record. NCBI's taxonomy places the organism in Eukaryota, Fungi, Ascomycota, Pichiomycetes, Serinales, Debaryomycetaceae.
AGUAUUACUCAUAUUUGAAAAAUGGCUUCCAGAACCCAAUUUGAAAACUCCAACGAAGUCGGUGUCUUCUCCAAGUUGACCAACUCCUACUCACUUGUUGCCGUGGGGGGAUCCGAGAACUUUUACUCUGCUUUUGAAGCAGAAUUAGGUGAUGUCGUCCCCAUCGUUCACACCACCAUCGCGGGUACUAGAAUCGUCGGUAGAAUGACCGCCGGUAACAGAAGAGGAUUGUUGGUCCCCACCCAGACCACCGACCAAGAGUUAAUGCAUUUGAGAAAUUCUUUGCCUGAUUCAGUCAAGAUCCAAAGAGUUGAAGAAAGAUUAUCUGCUUUAGGUAAUGUGAUCUGUUGUAAUGACUAUGUUGCGUUGGUUCAUCCCGAUGUCGAAAGAGAAACCGAAGAGUUAAUCGCCGAUGUGUUGGGAGUUGAAGUGUUCCGUCAAACCAUCGCUGGAAAUGUGUUGGUUGGUUCAUACUGUUCAUUGUCUAACCAGGGUGGAUUGGUCCAUCCUCAAACUUCUAUUCAAGACUUGGAAGAGUUGAGUUCAUUGUUACAAGUGCCAUUGGUCGCAGGUACCAUCAACAGAGGGUCUGCUGUUGUCGGUGCUGGUAUGGUUGUGAAUGAUUGGUUGGCGGUGUCUGGUUUAGAUACCACUGCUCCAGAAUUGUCGGUUGUCGAGUCUAUCUUCAAGUUACAAGAUGCUCAACAAGAUGCCAUCACGGGCGACUUGAGAGAUACGUUGAUUGAAACGUACUCCUAGGUUCCCUAGACGGAUCUUAUUAAAUCUUGCAUCUUUUAUGACUUAUGAACUAAAAUUUUAUAUAUAGUAAUUGGUCUGCAUUGGUUUUAUGUGCAUCAUGCUGAAUAAUUUGUAUAGUAGCUCUUUGAUACAACCAACUCCUAA